Molecule: messenger RNA, 2643 nt
Organism: Rotaria sp. Silwood1
Lineage: Eukaryota; Metazoa; Rotifera; Eurotatoria; Philodinida; Philodinidae
Source: the annotation of a GenBank genome assembly
AUGUCAUUAGCCAUUGCAGAUUGUCUUGUUGCUAUACUUGUCAUGCCGAUGGGAAUGAUUGCAGAAGUAUUAGGCCAUUUUCCAUUGCCACAUUAUGCCUGUAUUAUUUUCGCUACAAUGGAUGUAUUAUGUUGUACAUCAUCUAUAUGGCACAUGAGUACAAUGUCAAUGGAUCGUUAUUUUACAAUUCGUUUUCCCUUUCGCUAUGGCAGAAAUAAAACUCGUCGUAUUAUGUUACUUAAAAUUAUUGCCGUUUGGGCAAUAAGCACAGCUGUAUCAUCUCCAAUAUUUGUUUUAGGUCUUGUUGAUAAAAAGAAUGUUUUAUCAAAUGGUGUAUGUGCACCUAAUAAUGAAUCAUUUAAAUUAUAUGGUUCAGUUUUUGCUUUUUAUAUUCCAUUUAUAAUAAUGAUAACAACAUAUGCAUUAACAAUGCGUUCUUUAAGAAAUGUUUUAGUUAAUAAAAGAAAAUUUAAUCGUGAAAGACGUCGAAAACAAACAUUUCAACCAUUAGCACAAAUUGUUAAUCAAUAUGCUGCAAUAGCACAAAGUAUUCGACGUACAGCAUCAAUAAACAACUCAGCAACAGUAUCAACAACAAAUACCAAUAAUAAUAAUAAUAAUAAUAAUGAUAAUAAUAACAAUAAUAAUAAUAUCUCUCAUUUAAAUAAUACAUCUUAUUCAUUACUAACAACUACAACACCACGAGAUUCACGUACACAAAGUCUUCGAUCAAGUAAUUCAGAUUUAAAUUUAAAACAAGUUUCAAAUAAUAUUCAAUAUGGUUCAAUAAAUAUGCCAAAUAGAACAAAUAUAAAUAAUGAACUUAUUCAUAAUAAUAAUCAACAUUUAUCUAUUAAUUAUACUAAGCCAAGUGGAAGUAAAAAAAGACAUUAUUAUCAUUAUCAACAACAACAACAACCAUUGACAGGGAACACAGGAAUAAAUCGUAUAAAAAAUGAUCAUGAUAUGAGUACUGUUUUUGAAAUAGCUGAAUAUUCAAAAUCAACAUUAAACUCACAUGAUGUUACACCAAAAACAAGCAACUGUACAUGUCAAAGAUUAAAUGUUACAAACGAAAAGAAGCAACAACGACUGUUAAAUGCAAUUGACAGUAUAAAACAACAACAAAUGCCAAAUACAACAACGAUAACAUCAACUAUCAGCACAAUAUCACCAAAUGAAGUAGAUAUUUGUUCGAUAACAGAUAUUGAUAGUGGAACUGAAACCAAUGAUUUAAAUUCCAUUGAAAUAGUUCCUUCAACAACAUCUAUUCAUUCGACUUCACUUAAUUCUACUGACUUCAUGUCUUUAAUAAUUCCAUGGCAAUAUUGUUUUACUCUAAUUCAAUAUAUUCUACAAUAUUAUCUAUUUAUUUUUCCUUAUCGAUCACGUCCUUUAGCAAUUAAAUAUAAAUUUAAUGAAAAUGAAUUUAAUAAAAGAUCUUCUAUAUUAUUACAUCAAUCAACAUCAACAUCAUCAAUAAAUGCAAUAGUAAGAAAAAAUUCUCAAUCGGUGUCAACACAAACAAAUUCUCUUCUACCAUUAGAUUUAUCUAAUACUCAUGGAAUUAAUAACAGUGAAACUCAUUUAUAUAGUCCUACUAAACGACAUCAAUUUUCAUUUAAUAGAACGAUAUUACCUUCAUCAUCUUUAUUUACAAAACUUUUUCGUCAAUCAUCAACAAUAUUAUUAGGUUCACGUGUAAAUUCAACUAAAUCAUCAAUAUCAUUGAAUCAACACUUACCUCUAGCAUCAUCAUCAUCUCUAAUACGUCAACAAUCUCCACAUCAUCAUCGUUCAUCUAGUGUGUUUCGUCCAAUUGAACAUGAAAUGAAUUAUAUUUUAGAGAAUGAUCAUCGUCCUCGUGCAGCAUCAUCUUCUGUUCUAUUACAUACAACAUACCAUCGAAGAAACCAUGCAUCUUUACGUGAACCUAGAUCAUUAAAACGUCGACAACAAUAUCAAUCUAGUUCAGGUUAUUUUUUAACAUAUUCAAAUCGAUACACUUUACGACGACAACAACAACAACCAUUUACUUCAUCAACAAAUACAAAUUCAUCUGAUUCAUUAUCAGUUUUUCAACGAAUAAAUUCAAAAUAUUUUUCAACAAUGUCAAAUCAUUCACAACAACAUCAAACUCAAUCACAACGUUUACGUGAUGAACAUAUUGUUGCAGCUAAUGAACGAAAAGCUUUAAAAGUUUUAUUAAUUAUAUUUUGUGUAUUUGUAACAUUAUGGACACCGUUUUUUAUUUGUACAUUUAUAUCGGCUAUAUGUGAACAAUGUCGUCAACGUAUAUCAUCAACUGUUUGGUUUUCAAUAACAUGGCUUGGCUAUAGUUCAUCAAUGGCUAAUCCAUUUAUUUAUACAAUAUUUAGUGAUGCAUUUCGACGUGCAUUUACAAAUAUUAUUUUUUGUCGACCCAGUGAUUCAUUAUUUCCAAAACAAUUUUCAGCUAAACUAUCAUAUCAAAAGAGUGCUGUUCCUCAUCAACCAAUUCAUCAACAAUUAUCAUAUAGAAGAAAUCCAAAUCGUGAAUUUUCAAGAACAUCAACACAAAUAUCAUUACACCCUCAAACAUCAAAUGCUGGAAGUGAUGCAACAAUAUAUAUUAAUCGAUGUGCAUCAGAAUCAUUUCGGUAA